Molecule: messenger RNA, 1513 nt
Organism: Nelumbo nucifera (sacred lotus)
Lineage: Eukaryota; Viridiplantae; Streptophyta; Magnoliopsida; Proteales; Nelumbonaceae
Product: Haloacid dehalogenase-like hydrolase (HAD) superfamily protein
Source: RefSeq, a predicted model, not a curated record
AUAGAACUUCUCUCAAACACUUUCAAGGGGCUCAGCCUAGAAAUUUCUUAUUCACAGUGGGUUGCCUGGUUGGUUGGUUCGUCUUCUCCUCCUCCUCCUUCCUACUUUUCUCUUCGGCGAGGCAGUUCGUUCAUCUUUUGCUGCUCUUCAAUCCUGAUAAUGGAGCUAUGCAGCAAUCCUCCUCGAGAAUCCACUUCUCCUUUCGAUUGCCUUCUUUUCGAUCUCGACGACACUUUGUACUCGUCGAAGGUGGGAAUCGGUGAAGCGUGCAAGAGAAACAUAGAAGAGUUCCUUGUGAAGAAAUGCGGAUUUCCAGAGGACAAAGCAUCCAGUUUACGAGUUGAGCUUUUUAAAACUUACGGGAGCUCCCUUGCUGGCUUGAGAGCUUUAGGCUAUGAUAUCGACACCGAUGACUAUCACGGUUUCGUGCACGGAAGGUUGCCUUAUGAGACCAUUAAACCAAAUCCUCAACUACGAAAUCUUUUGCGGACCAUCAACCAAAGAAAGAUAAUUUUUACCAAUUCGGAUAGGAACCACGCGAUUAAAGUGUUGGACAGGCUAGGAUUACAAGACUGCUUCGAUCAAAUAAUCUGUUUCGAGACUCUUAACCCAAACCUUUCGAAAUCCAGUCGUCCCGACGAGUUUCCCGUUGUUUUGAAGCCAUCCAUCAACGCCAUGAAAAUCGCAAUCGAUGUUGCACAAGUAGAUCCCUGUCGUACGCUAUUUCUCGACGACAACGAACGGAAUAUUGCCGCCGGGAAAGUCGUGGGACUCCGCACUGUCUUGAUUGGGAAGCAAGUAAAAAGCAAAGAAGCUGGUUAUGUGGCGGAGAGCGUAGUCCAUCUGCCGCAAGUGGUUCCAGAAAUAUGGUUCAGUCGAACGGACGGUAAAGAUCAAAAGAUCAGCAGCAGCGGGAGCGAGAUGGAUUCGGUUCUCAAAGCGACGACUGUUGGUGCAUAGCUGAAGUUUAGUUUAUAGCCCACGACCCUGUACAUAUCGGAUCGUAUAAUCCGAUUAUUCUGUGGCUCUUGUGUACUUGUGGAAAAGAUCGAAUGAUCAUGCAUGUAAAUGGGUUGUACAAAUAAUGACAAUUCAAAAAAAAUGUAGAAAAUAAAUUCCACGUACACCUCACGCAUGGCUGGUUGGGAACGACGUAGCCUUUAGUUGUUGGCCUAUUGGGUCGGUUAGUUGGUUGAUUGUUAUGCCUGUCUGAUAAAGAUGCACACCAACCAACAGCUACCUAUCAGAAGUUUCCAGAGACCACAACGAUCUCACAGGCACAUUUCAUCAUGUAUCGAAAAUAUCUUUCAUAAUUAAGUAUUAUUUUUCAUGGAAGAUGUUUCCAAUACACAGAAGGGGUAUGUCUGAAAGGUCGGAAUGAGGUGUGAUCUGUGAAAAGCAGAUCCACCAAUUCAAGUUUCUAUUACUUGAUGUUACUCUAAGCACUCUGAUUAAUUUUAGUCAAAUUAAGUGAAGGUCUUGGUCCCCCCAAAGCACUAAUUAAGGACCAUUA